GCAUAAUCAUUAAUGGAUAUAAGAGGAUAUUCCGAAAGUCCUAUGGAUGUCCUGAUAAGGUCUCGGUGCAAAUGUCCGCAUAUUCAUUAUCCUACGGACAUCCUGGGGAAAAUCCGGUGGACAUUAUUAAGUAGGCGUUUUACAGAAUUUUUACAAGAGGUUUUUAAUACGUCUUUCGCAUGUCGAACUGUAUAUUAUGAAUGUAUCAUGUACAAACUUCAAGUUGAGUUAGAAGACGAACAUCCUGUCGAUCCUGAGAAUAUCCUAAGGAUGUUCUUAAUGGCUUAUGCCAAGACUCACAAAUUGUAUCCGAAACAGGACAUCCCGAGGUUAUCCUAAAGUUGUCAGUUUUGGGACAUUCGGAAUACAAUUGGGAUAUC
This is a messenger RNA of Cephus cinctus (wheat stem sawfly), 380 nucleotides long. RefSeq lists its product as uncharacterized. The transcript has 2 exons. The coding region runs from base 13 to 339 and encodes 108 amino acids. Lineage: Eukaryota; Metazoa; Arthropoda; Insecta; Hymenoptera; Cephidae. The record is from RefSeq and is a predicted model, not a curated record.